Messenger RNA from Mytilus trossulus (common blue mussel), 717 nucleotides. RefSeq names its product homeobox protein MSH-B-like. The coding region runs from base 1 to 717 and encodes 238 amino acids. Gene Ontology annotation, cellular component: nucleus. The record is from RefSeq and is a predicted model, not a curated record. Gene Ontology annotation, biological process: regulation of transcription by RNA polymerase II. Gene Ontology annotation, molecular function: RNA polymerase II cis-regulatory region sequence-specific DNA binding; DNA-binding transcription factor activity, RNA polymerase II-specific. Lineage: Eukaryota; Metazoa; Mollusca; Bivalvia; Mytilida; Mytilidae. The transcript has a single exon.
AUGGCUUAUCAACAGAACCUUCCAACCAAGAUAUCCUUCAGUAUUGAAGUACUAUCAAAGAGCAGCAGGAUUACGGAUCCCGUCUGUACUGAUGCAGUUGUCAACCAUAUACACGACAUAUGUCUAACAAACAUCAACCAGCCAAUUACAGCAGAUAUAAUUCUUCCGCUAACCAUCUCAACUCAUCAUCUGCAAUGCAAGAGGAAACGACUCGAUGAUUCCGAUGAUAACAGUUUCAGCUCUUUAGACUCCGAAUCAAAAGAUUGUUCGUCGCCUGGUUCAUCCUCCGACAACUCGGCAAAGUCCGAUCAACCAACAAAGAGAGCCAAAAUUCCCUUCACAAACUCACAACUGUUGGAUCUAGAGCGAUACUACAGUAACAGCAAAUAUCUCCAGAUUGAAGAUCGACCAGUGCUCGCCAAGAAACUCAAACUCAGUCAGCACAAAAUUAAAUGGUGGUUCCAGAAUAGAAGAAUGAAAGAAAAACGUCACAUCAAAAGUACCGGCUACCACGGUUCACCAGAAUUGUCACAGUUCGUUGGUGUCGGUAAACCUGGCCCAAGAACGUUGGAAUUGAACAAUAACAAUAGUCAGCAGUCAUACUCACGGUUUCCUGUGUUCUCACCGUCUACGUAUGGUAUGUUAUCGUGUGUGUAUCCUGGUUACAGUCAGCAGUUCUACAGCAGUGCAUCACAACAGUCGCGUCAACUUUGUUAA